AUGUUUCUCAAACCACUGCAUGGGCGAUGCCGUGAGAAGCAAGGCUCAUAUUCGUUGACGGCAUUCACCGAUUGGGGUACCUGCUGCUUUCCUGAAAUAGAAGAUUUUCUCAGGGAAAUUCUUCAGAAGCGCAGCGAUGCAGUAGACGAUGAGAAGUAUUGGAGCAUGGUAUUCUUGUGCUUAAUGCUGGGCCGGAUAGAUGAACUGGAGAAGCUUCUUUCGUGCAGUGCCAAUAAAACCGACGAAUGCUAUUUGAGCAUUAUCGAACUGCUCAAGAAAUGUCCCUUAAAAUUGAAGGCUUUGAGUGGUACAACUCUUUCUUCGUGGUACUUUGAAGUAUUCGAUCAAUUGGAAAGUGGCCGCUAUGCAAGUUGCCCGCGAUUGGAACAGAUAAUUCGCGUGUUUGCAGAUGAUGAAACUGUGUAUCAUGAGCUAUCUCCUUUGUGCCUUAAUUGGAAGCAGGUCUUUAUCAGCCGUAGCAUCUAUUCAUCCGCGUCGUUCGACGCCUCCUGUCUUAUGGCGCUGGCAGAGUUUGCUAUGAAAACCACAGCUACCAAAACGUUGGAUGUAAAAGACGAAAUUUUUCUCGCUGUUUUUUCAUUUGAUCCUAUCAGACUUUUGCACAAACUCUGUCAAUCUUUGCACAACUGGUGGCUACCUGCUCACUUAGCCGACAUGUUCAGAUAUUCUGAUUUUUUUAGUGGUGAUCUUAGAAGACAUAAAUUGAAAAAUAUGCUUGAACGAAUUUCGAUUCCUUCUGAUUACAAGGCAUUAAAGUUAGUCGGAUUAUGUCGCAGUUUGAAUUUUACAGAUCUAGCUUUGGAUUUAUGCAGGAAUUAUUCGUACAAAUACCUGAAGGAAGGAAAGAUAAACUGCGCCUUUAAAUGGUGCUUAGCUUCUGCGGUAAGUUAUUUAACAUAUUUUAAGUACAAUGUUGGUGUAUGUUUUAAUAAUCAUAGCAGUUGUCGAGGUUUACAGCAAUUGUAAAG
This is a messenger RNA of Soboliphyme baturini, 989 nucleotides long. The record is from the annotation of a GenBank genome assembly. Lineage: Eukaryota; Metazoa; Nematoda; Enoplea; Dioctophymatida; Soboliphymatidae.